Molecule: messenger RNA, 654 nt
Organism: Ceratitis capitata (Mediterranean fruit fly)
Lineage: Eukaryota; Metazoa; Arthropoda; Insecta; Diptera; Tephritidae
Exons: 2
Coding region: 1-654 (217 amino acids)
Source: RefSeq, a predicted model, not a curated record
AUGGUACGAUUAAGUCUUUUCCACGCAGUAAAGAACUUUCCAGUUACAACGGACAAGAAAUCCUUACAACGAUUUCUUGGUCUCACAUCCUACUUUAGAAGAUUUGUUGAAGGGUAUGCAGUAGUAGCUAAACCGCUGUCGGACCUUUUACGCAAGGAUAAACGAAUUGUAUUGCAGGAACAGCAGUUGGCAUCCUUGCAGCAAUUAAAGAGGGCUCUGGUAAGUGCCCCUGUACUAAAUUUAUACAAUCCAAAGGCGGUCACAGAAGUGCACACCGAUGCGUGUAUAGAAAUGCGCUUAGCACAGUUAGAUAAUAUGCGUGAGGUUCUAGAUGAAGAGGAAAUCGCGGAAUUAGAUAAAAUACGUGAUGAAACUCGAGCAGAAGCCAAACGAACUAUAGAGACAAUUCAAGAAGAAAAUCGAAAGACGUUUAAUCUUAAGCGUAAACCAGGAAAAGAUUAUGAGUUAAAUGCGAUAGCAGCCAUUAAGCGAACGCAGUAUGGGACGGGUAUGAAGUUGAGGGCAAAAUACUUAGGACCUUAUAAAAUAUUUAAGAAAAUAGGACACGGCCGAUAUGAAGUAGAAAAGGUUGGCGACUAUGAAGGUCCACAUCGUACGAUUACUGUAGCAGAAUAUAUGAAACCAUGGACCUAG